AAAAAAUUCAACCACACUCCCUCUCGCCUCGCCUCUCCUCCUCCCUCAGAUCUCCCCUUCUCGCCUCCAUACACCUACGAUCCUCUGCUUCACCCAUGGCCUCUGUUACUUUCUCUCCCAUCACCGCUUCUUCGUCUUCUUUGCUGUCUCCGGUCUCUGGUAGCAGGAGAUCGGCCAGGUUACCGGAGUUUAGAGGGCUCAAGAUGAGGCGGACUUCUCUCGUGCGGUCUUUUGGAUUGAUCAAAACCAGUCCCAACUCCAGAGUCUCUCGCGGCGCGCGAAUCAUCUGCGAGGCUCAGGAUACCGCCGUCGAUGUGCCUUCUGUCACUGACAAAACAUGGCAGUCGCUUGUUCUUGAAUCUGAAUUACCUGUAUUGGUUGAAUUCUGGGCUCCUUGGUGUGGUCCUUGCCGCAUGAUUCACCCUGUAAUUGAUGAACUGUCGAAGCAAUAUGCUGGGAAGCUCAAAUGUUACAAAGUUAACACUGACGAGAGCCCAUCAGUUGCAACCGAGUAUGGAAUUAGAAGCAUCCCCACGGUGAUAAUUUUCAAGAAUGGUGAGAAGAAAGACGCAAUUAUUGGUGCCGUUCCCAAAUCCACCUUGACAACCAGCAUAGAGAAAUUCCUGUAGCUCACUGGGCUGCGGUGGUAUAUAAAAGGUAGCCUUCGAUGAAGUAAGUUGUUCCUUCCAUCAUUAACGUUCAAUGGCUCAAGUGCAGAUCCUUUGCUCCAACAAUAAACUCUUAUCCCUUGUAUAGGUUAUCAAAGAUGCAGUUGUAUCUUCUUCAUCUGGAUAAUAUAUUCACGUUCCUGUUUCUUAUAUGAAUUAUUAUCAUUUUCGGAUGACAAAAAAUGAAGAUUGGAAGCUUGU
Messenger RNA from Rubroshorea leprosula, 869 nucleotides. NCBI's taxonomy places the organism in Eukaryota, Viridiplantae, Streptophyta, Magnoliopsida, Malvales, Dipterocarpaceae. The record is from the annotation of a GenBank genome assembly.